AGGAGAGGAGCCGAGCGCCCUCCGCCCGAGGCGCCCUCCCUGCGUACGCGCACAGGCGCCGUCUCUUGGAGGAGCAAGGUGCCUCCCAGCCCGCAAGGGCGCAGUGCACAAGCCUGUGGUCUCCUCGGUGGCUUUGCCCCGGCAGUGCACCUGAGGCGGCCCCGGACGGGGAUGGUAAGCGGCUGCCGCCGUCUGGCAAGCAAGCGGGACGCGGCGAGGGCACCAUGGUGCUGAUGGCCCGGAGGGGGCCCUCAGCGGGGCUCGUCCGGCCAGAGCUCUGGCUGCUGCUGUGGGCAGCUGCGUGGCGCCUGGAUGCCACGGCGUGCCCCGCCCUCUGCACCUGCACUGGCACCACGGUGGACUGCCACGGCACGGGGCUACAGGCCAUCCCCAAGAGCAUCCCACGGAGCACGGAGCGCCUGGAACUCAAUGGCAACAACAUCACUCGGAUCCAUAAGAAUGACUUUGUGGGGCUCAAGCAUCUGCGGGUGCUGCAGCUGAUGGAGAAUCAGAUUGGAGUGGUGGAGCGGGGGGCUUUCGAUGACAUGAAGGAGCUGGAGAGGCUACGACUGAACCGGAACCAAAUGCACAUGUUACCGGAACUGCUGUUCCAGAAUAACCAGGCUUUGUCGAGACUGGACCUGAGUGAGAACGCCAUCCAAGCCAUCCCCAGGAAAGCCUUCCGGGGAGCAACGGACCUCAAAAAUUUACAGCUGGACAAGAACCAGAUCAGCUGCAUCGAGGAAGGGGCUUUCCGGGCUCUGCGGGGGCUGGAGGUGCUAACCCUGAACAACAACAACAUCACCACCAUUCCCGUGUCCAGCUUCAACCACAUGCCCAAGCUUCGGACCUUCCGCCUGCACUCCAAUCACCUGUUCUGUGACUGUCACCUGGCCUGGCUCUCACAGUGGCUGAGGCAACGGCCAACCAUCGGGCUCUUCACCCAGUGCUCGGGCCCCCCCAGCCUGCGGGGUCUCAAUGUGGCCGAGGUCCAGAAGAGUGAGUUCAGCUGUUCAGGCCAGGGAGAGGCAGGGCGUGUGCCUGCCUGCACCCUCUCCUCCGGCUCCUGCCCAGCCAUGUGCACCUGCAGCAACGGCAUUGUGGACUGCCGCGGCAAAGGCCUCACUGCCAUCCCUGCCAACCUGCCUGAGACCAUGACGGAGAUCCGCCUGGAGCUCAAUGGGAUCAAGUCCAUCCCCCCAGGUGCCUUUUCUCCCUACCGAAAGCUCCGGAGGAUAGACCUGAGCAACAACCAGAUCGCAGAGAUAGCGCCCGAUGCUUUCCAAGGCCUCCGCUCCCUGAACUCACUGCAUCUGGCCCAGAACCCUUUCAUCUGCGACUGUAACCUCAAGUGGCUGGCGGAUUUCCUACGCACUAACCCCAUUGAGACAAGCGGGGCCCGCUGUGCCAGCCCCCGACGCCUCGCCAACAAGCGCAUUGGGCAGAUCAAAAGCAAGAAGUUCCGGUGCUCAGCCAAGGAGCAGUAUUUCAUCCCAGGCACGGAGGAUUACCAGCUGAACAGCGAGUGCAACAAUGAUGUGGUCUGUCCACACAAGUGCCGCUGCGAGGCCAGCGUGGUGGAGUGCUCCAACCUGAAGCUCACCAAGACCCCUGAACGCAUCCCCCAGUCCACGGCCGAGUUACGUUUGAACAACAAUGAAAUUUCCAUCCUGGAGGCCACUGGGAUGUUUAAAAAACUUACACAUCUGAAGAAAAUUAACCUGAGCAACAACAAGGUGUCAGAAAUCGAAGACGGGGCCUUUGAGGGCGCAGCCUCCGUGAGCGAGCUGCACCUGACCGCUAACCAGCUGGAAUCUAUCCGGAGUGGCAUGUUCCGGGGUCUAGAUGGCUUGAGGACCCUGAUGCUGAGGAACAACCGGGUCAGCUGCAUCCACAAUGACAGCUUCACGGGUCUGCGCAACGUCCGGCUCCUCUCACUGUACGACAACCAGAUCACCACCAUCUCCCCCGGAGCCUUCGACACCCUCCAGUCCCUCUCCACGCUAAACCUGCUGGCCAACCCUUUCAACUGUAACUGCCAGCUGGCCUGGCUUGGUGACUGGCUAAGGAAGAGGAAGAUCGUGACGGGGAACCCACGGUGCCAGAACCCCGACUUCUUGCGGCAGAUCCCCCUGCAGGACGUGGCCUUCCCAGACUUCAGGUGUGAGGAAGGUCAAGAGGAAGGGGGCUGCCUGCCCCGCCCUCAGUGCCCCCAGGAGUGCACUUGCCUGGACACCGUGGUCCGAUGCAGCAACAAACACCUCCGGGCUCUGCCCAAAGGCAUCCCCAAGAACGUCACGGAGCUCUAUUUGGAUGGGAAUCAGUUCAUACUCGUCCCAGGACAGCUGUCCACCUUCAAGUACCUACAACUUGUGGACCUGAGUAACAACAAGAUCAGUUCCUUAAGCAAUUCCUCCUUCACCAACAUGAGCCAGCUGACCACUCUGAUCCUCAGCUACAACGCCCUCCAGUGCAUCCCCCCACUGGCCUUCCAGGGGCUCCGCUCCCUGCGCCUGCUGUCCCUCCACGGCAAUGACAUCUCCACCCUCCAAGAGGGCAUCUUUGCAGACGUGACCUCCCUGUCUCACCUGGCCAUAGGCGCCAAUCCCCUGUACUGCGACUGCCACCUGCGCUGGCUGUCUGGCUGGGUGAAGACAGGCUACAAGGAGCCGGGCAUUGCCCGCUGUGCUGGGCCCCCAGACAUGGAGGGCAAGCUGCUCCUCACCACACCGGCCAAGAAGUUUGAAUGCCAAGGUCCCCCGACUCUGGCCAUCCAGGCCAAGUGUGACCCCUGUUUGUCCAGCCCAUGUCAGAACCAAGGCACCUGCCACAAUGUCCCCUUGGAGGUGUACAGGUGUGUCUGCCCCAGUGGCUACAAGGGCAGAGACUGUGAAGUGUCCCUGGAUGACUGUUCCAGUGGCCCCUGUGAAAAUGGUGGGACCUGCCUGGCACAGGAAGGUGACGAUGCUGGCUUCACGUGUUCCUGUCCCACUGGCUUUGAGGGACCAACUUGUGGAGUCGACACAGAUGACUGCGUGGAGCACGCGUGUGUCAAUGGGGGCAUCUGUGUGGACGGCGUGGGCAACUACACCUGCCAGUGCCCCCUGCAGUACGCAGGAAAGGCCUGUGAGCAGCUGGUGGACUUCUGCUCUCCAGAUUUGAACCCAUGUCAGCACGAGGCCACGUGUGUAGGCACCCCAGAUGGGCCCAGGUGUGAAUGCACACCAGGGUACACAGGCGACAACUGCAGUGAGAACCAGGAUGACUGUGUGGACCAUCGCUGCCAGAAUGGGGCCCAGUGUGUGGACGAAGUCAACAGCUACUCCUGUCUCUGUGCCGAGGGCUACAGUGGACAGCUCUGUGAGAUCUCUCCCCGCCCACCUGCUCCAAGGAGCCCAUGUGAGGGGACUGAGUGCCAGAACGGGGCCAACUGUGUGGACCAGGGCAGCCGGCCCGUGUGCCAGUGCCUCCCAGGCUUCGGUGGCCCCGAAUGUGAGAAGUUGCUCAGUGUCAACUUUGUGGACCGAGACACUUACCUGCAGUUCACCGAUCUGCAGAACUGGCCUCGUGCCAACAUCACACUGCAGGUCUCCACGGCAGAGGACAAUGGGAUCCUGCUGUACAAUGGGGACAACGACCACAUCGCGGUUGAGCUGUACCAGGGCCACGUGCGUGUCAGCUACGACCCAGGCAGCUACCCCAGCUCUGCUAUCUACAGUGCUGAGACAAUCAACGAUGGGCAGUUCCACACAGUUGAGCUGGUCACCUUUGACCAGAUGGUGAAUCUCUCCAUCGACGGUGGCAGCCCCAUGACAAUGGACAACUUUGGCAAGCACUACACGCUCAACAGUGAGGCCCCCCUCUAUGUGGGAGGGAUGCCCGUGGAUGUGAACUCGGCUGCCUUCCGCCUGUGGCAGAUCCUCAAUGGCACCAGCUUCCAUGGCUGCAUACGGAACCUGUACAUCAACAAUGAGCUCCAGGACUUCACCAAGACACAGAUGAAGCCGGGGGUGGUGCCUGGCUGCGAGCCCUGCCGCAAGCUCUACUGCCUGCAUGGCAUUUGCCAGCCCAAUGCCACCCCGGGGCCUGUGUGCCACUGUGAGGCUAGCUGGGGGGGCCUGCACUGCGACCAGCCAGCCGACGGCCCCUGCCAUGGCCACAAAUGUGUCCAUGGGAGCUGUGUGCCUCUCGAUGCCCUUUCCUACAGCUGCCAGUGCCAGGAUGGGUACUCAGGGGCCCUGUGCAACCAGGCUGGGGCUCCAGCAGACCCCUGUGGGGGACUGCAAUGCCUGCACGGCCACUGCCAGGCCUCGGCCACCAAAGGGGCACACUGCGUGUGUGACCCGGGCUUUUCGGGCGAGCUGUGUGAACAAGAGUCCGAGUGCCGGGGGGACCCUGUCCGGGACUUUCACCAGGUCCAGAGGGGCUAUGCCAUCUGCCAGACCACGCGCCCGCUGUCGUGGGUCGAGUGCCGGGGCGCGUGCCCGGGCCAGGGCUGCUGCCAGGGCCUGCGACUGAAGCGGAGGAAGUUCACCUUUGAGUGCAGCGACGGGACCUCUUUUGCCGAGGAGGUGGAGAAGCCCACCAAGUGUGGCUGUGCCCUCUGCAUGGUGCCGCUGCUGGGGGCAGAGGGGGUGGGCGCGGCCCAGCUGCGGACUGCCUUCUCCGGAAGUGCCUUGCACAAAUAG
This is a messenger RNA of Orycteropus afer afer, 4688 nucleotides long. It is a transcript of the gene SLIT1, whose product is annotated as slit guidance ligand 1. Gene Ontology annotation, biological process: axon guidance; negative chemotaxis. Lineage: Eukaryota; Metazoa; Chordata; Mammalia; Tubulidentata; Orycteropodidae. The record is from RefSeq and is a predicted model, not a curated record. Gene Ontology annotation, molecular function: heparin binding; Roundabout binding; calcium ion binding.